GUGGCCACAACCCAGCACGGGAUGCAGAGCUUCCUGACUCUGCUGAAGGAGCAUGAGGACACCUGCCCACCCCCGGCAGAGCUGGUGACCCUUGCAGGCAGGCUGUGCCGGCACUUUCAGCAUGACCUUGCCCAGGUGAAGCCUUUGGUUUCAGCCAUUCUGGACAGCCAGCUCCGCCUGCACCUCCUGGACAAUGCAGAUGUAGCCCUGGUGUGCGCCCGAGUCCUGGAUGAACAGGAGCAGCUGCAUGCGGCUUGCCGGCUCCUGGAGGGGUGCCAGGUGCCAGGAGGCAGCCAGGAGCUGGUGCAGCUCUGGAACGACAUCCACUACCGUCUGGUCAUGAGGAGGCUGGGCGUGGCGGCACUCACCCCUGUGCAGAAGUUCCGCUGCAGAAAGAGGAACCCCCCGCCCCCCUCCCUCUGCCCAGAGGGGCUGAAGACCCGGAACUUCCCCAGAGAGGUUCGAGAGAAGCUGCAGAAUUUCGCUGUGGGGGUGAGCACGAACCCCAGCAAGGCUGAGAGGGAGAACUUGGCUUUGGAGACGAGCUUGACCCCUGAGCAGGUGUACAACUGGUUUGCCAAUUACCGGCGCCGCCAAAGAGCCCUUCCCAAGCACUUGGAGCCGGCUGGGCAGGCCACAGCUGAAGACCCUGGUACAAGGGAGUGGGGUCCCGACCUCCUGCAGCCCUCAGGCAAGCCCCAUGUUGGCUCUGGGUUUGUGGACAGGCCUCAGUGGUCAGAGGAACGUGAGGAAAAGGAACUUCCACAGUAUUUUCCAGAGACCACCCAAGGACCAUGGGAACCACUGGCCCUAGCCCCAGACUUGCCUGCAGAUGAGACAGUCUCAAGGCCACUGGCUUCCAGGUCUCUGCCAGGUGGCGAGAUGUACCAGGAGGGGCCUGGCCAUGAUCCUGCUACCCUCCCCCUCUUCUGCCCUGGCCCUGGCCUCUGCCCUCUGGCUGCUGGCAGUGGCAUACUGGACCCAACUGUGGCUGCCCCUGAAUCUUGGCUGAUGUCUCUUGCACUGGCAUCCUCCAAGGAAGUUUCCUUCCAGACUGGGCAGCUUGUCCACAGUCAUGGGCUGGACUUCAUGAUGGACCCUGCAGACACCACGGUGGCCGUGUCCGUUGCCACCCUUGGAGAUCCCAGCCAUACAGGGUUUGCUGGCCCACCCAAUGGCCAUCCCCAGAGCGUGCAGCUGGAGGAGGGUCCAGGCACAAGCAGUGGACAGGCAGAGCUACAGGUGGGCAGAUUCCUGGUGACACAGCCCCCACUGCAAGCUCCUGAAUUCAUCCUCACCCAGAGCCCUCCAGAGCUGGCCCCAGCCCCAUCCACCUUCCCCAGCCCUGUGUCUGCCAUGGAGCUGAGCCAGGCCCUGCCCUCCAGCCAGGUGCAGUGUUCCGACACCCAGGCCUCUGGCGAUGCCUUCUGGGGAGCCAGGAUGCUCCUUGAGUUUUCAGGGAGCAGCCUGGGCUGAGCUGUCCUCAGGAGCCAGGCAGCACCCCAGGAGGAGUGGGUGUGGAUGGUAUGGUUGUUCAACACAAGGAGUUACAGAGCUUUAUCCCAAAUACAAAAUGGAGGCCCCCAGAGUUCCACUUGGGUCUCUGCUGAAAAGCAUUGAGAGAUUCUUUCCCACUGUCAUGUUUGAAUAGUUUGGUUGGCAAUUCCCUGUAAUAGAGAAGGCAUUUGAGAAAUGUUCAUGAGAUCAGAAGUCAAAGGUGGUUCCGUCCCACUCCGGCAGAACUGGAUCAGAGUCAGGCUCCUGUGCACUUGUAUGCAGGGAAGGCCAUUCUAGAGGGGAGUGUUCUGCUGCUGGCUGCCUUGCCAUCUGCCCAUACACAAGGCCCGACUUUUCCACCAAGUUUACUGAGUGUUCUGAGAUUUCUGUGUGUAGGGGCUUCUGCCUUGAGUACUGGGAGGCAAAUGUGUCAGGAUAGCCCACACAGGGCACAGUAGGGUGGAUUUUCCCUUCAGGUUGUAAUUCACUGUGUCUAUGACACAAAUGUUGUAGUCAAUUAAAGUUUAAUGUUUUGAAAUCCC
Sapajus apella (tufted capuchin) is the source of this 2039-nucleotide messenger RNA. RefSeq names its product anomalous homeobox (gene ANHX). Gene Ontology annotation, molecular function: RNA polymerase II cis-regulatory region sequence-specific DNA binding; DNA-binding transcription factor activity, RNA polymerase II-specific. The record is from RefSeq and is a predicted model, not a curated record. Lineage: Eukaryota; Metazoa; Chordata; Mammalia; Primates; Cebidae. The transcript has 9 exons. Gene Ontology annotation, cellular component: nucleus; transcription regulator complex. Bases 22 to 1476 code for a protein of 484 amino acids. Gene Ontology annotation, biological process: regulation of transcription by RNA polymerase II.